GGAUGAGCACUUUGUUUCAAGAUGAGAUUCUAAAGUUAGGAUCGGGACGCAACGACUCCAGAUCCUCCACUCCUUUCACUUAUGACAGCGACUGUUCAGGAAGUGGGAUGGAUCCCGCUCCUACAAAACCUGACUCCGCUCCAACACGAGCCCAGGACUACGUGCCCUACUACGUACAGUUGAGUUCAACUAUGCAGGCGGACAGUCUAGUUGAGUGGCAAUACCCUCCUGACACGGGAGAUUGGUAUCUUCUACAGGAGCAAGUCAAAGAUUACCUUCAAGCUAGAAACUUCCAUCGUAGGUAUCCAGACAUACACAGACACCCAAUAGGAGCAGAAGAGAGGAACCACCUGUUUGACAUGGGAAUACUAAACGAGGCUAACUCCGCCUUCUCCUUCAUAGGCUUGUUGACAGAGGAUGUGUUGGAUGUAAUGAAGGAGGACUACCCUGCAAAAUACAAGAUAUUGUUAUCUGUCCUGAGGAAAAGGGAGCUGGGGAGAAAAGUACAGUCAGUGAUGAGAGAUGCUGACGAUGCUGAUGAGGAAGACCAAACAGAGAAAGUAGAUAAUUGUCUGAGAGAUAUCUUGGUAGAUGACGCACAGUCUUUCAACAAGCGACUCAAAGCUAAUCGUGAAAGCAAAUCGUCCUACACUUGUUCCAGCACGCAGAUGUUAUACGUGCCGCGCAACACCCAGCACAUUGCGCCGCGCAGCUACACGCGCCGUGGCAGAUACCCUGUGGCUGUGCUACCUGGACAGUACACGGACAGCGUACCAGAGUACACUUCAGAGAAGAUGUACACUUUACCUCUCAACACCACUCUCGUGUGUAGCAAGGCACCGGUGGAGAAAGCACCUGAGACUGUUACUUCAGUGCCUAAAAACAUAACCGUGAAAUGUGGCCAGUGCAGCAACGACUUGGGCAAGUCUGAGAACGUUAUCAAGUGUAACAAGUGCAGGUAUUACUAUCAUACUAAGUGUAUGAGCAUCAGUAAGACUAUGAUGAAGACGGUUACUAGGUAUGCGUGGGACUGCUCCAGUUGUAAAACUUGCUCUGUCUGCGACUCAGCUGAUGGAGAAGAAAGCCUGAUGUUUUGUGACAUUUGUGACAGAGGUUACCACACGUAUUGUGUAAACAUGAGCGCCUUGCCACGUGGGAGGUGGGAGUGUCGUCUGUGUGUGAUGUGUGCAUGCUGCAAUACCAACACUCCUGGAGACGGCAACUGGCGGUUCCAGCACAAUGAUCACUUGAAGUUCUUACAGACGAUGUGCUAUCCUUGCUCUAUAUAUUUCGACAAAGGUUGGUUCUGUCCAGUAUGCCUGAAGGUGUUUGACUAUGAUGCUGUUGACGAUCCGAUGGUUUGUUGUGAUUUCUGUGAUCGCUGGAUUCACACAGGUUGUGAUAAUAUAGAUGACGAGCACUACACGAUGUUAGGAGAAUCAGGGAGUCUGUACAAGUGUAUACUCUGCAGAGGAGAGAAAGAGGAGGUGUACGAUAAACAUCACAAGAAGUACAAGGAGGGAAACAAGGAGAACCAACUCGUAGAAAAGUCUUGAGUGUAAUUAACGAUAAUUUGUUAAUUACAUGUUAAAGUCUUGAGAGUAAUUAACGAUACUUUGUGGAACUAAGAUUCAGUUGAAAUGGCAAUUCGGCUCGCUUUUUAUAACCUGAUAUAAUAUCAGAGUUAUGGUAUAAAGCAGUUGCGUUUGUUGACUUUCAACAUAUUAUCUGUUUAUCUGUAAUUAUUUUUAUCCUAAGUUUCUAUAAAUUAUUUUAUGUAUUUUUUUCGUCAUUAUGUUCAAUUUUUAAUGAUAAUUAUACGAAUUAUUUAAAUUGCUGUUACUAUUUCAAUUCACGAGUAUAACUGAAUGUUAAUAAUCACACAUUUUUAAAAUAGAAGGUAAAUGAAAUCACACGCUUCAAAAAUAACGGUUUUAAAAUGUAAGUCUUAUUAAUUAGAAUGACCUUGCGAACAAACAUUACUAACUUACUAAGUUGAACUGUUUAUUAUGCGACUGUCUAUUAUAGCAGGGAUUUGAUUUGAAGGUUUAUUAAGAUAUUAUAUCUUUUUUCAGCUUAGCAGUUGGACAAGUUACACGUCGUUUUAAUUGGAAGGAAUUAUCUAAAUGAAUGGAUUUCUCUGUGACGACAGCUUCAUCAGAAUCACUAAUAUUAUUUGGUAUAAUAACAAUAUAGUAGUGUUG
This is a messenger RNA of Bolinopsis microptera, 2204 nucleotides long. Its product is annotated as PHD finger protein 10-like. The record is from RefSeq and is a predicted model, not a curated record. Lineage: Eukaryota; Metazoa; Ctenophora; Tentaculata; Lobata; Bolinopsidae. The coding region runs from base 3 to 1556 and encodes 517 amino acids. The transcript is spliced from 6 exons.